UCACCCAUCCAAAUGAGAAGGGUGCUGUUUACAUAUUCUAAUAUGGACAGAGAUUUCUUCUGCCAUCAGAUGUCUUUCUGCUUGACUGAACUGCACCUGUGGUCUUUGAAGAAUACCUUACACAUUGGAGAUAGAGACAUAGGGAUCUAUCAGUAUUAUGAUAAGAAAGACCCACCAGUAUCAGUGACAGAGCAUGGUAACUUAGCAGAAAAGCAGAAACUGGCAGAAUCACGAGAUUAUCUGUGGACACUCAAAAAUAGACGCCCAGAGAAACUUCGAGACUCACUCAAGGAGUUGGAGGAAUUGAUGCAAAACAGUCACUGUGUGCUGAGCAAAUGGAAGAACAAAUAUGUCUGUCAGCUCCUCUUUGGUUCAGGUGUUCUGGUGUCCCUAAGCCUCUCUGGGCCACAGCUGGAAAAAGUGGUGAUUGACAGAAGCCUGGUGGGGAAGCUCAUCUCAGACUCCAUCAGUGAUGCUCUUCUCACAGACAAUUUCAUCAUCUUGUCAUUUUUGGCGCAAAACAAACUAUGUUUUAUUCAGUUUACCAAGAAGAUGGGGUCUCCUGAUACAAACAAAAGACUGGAAAAACUCUCAGCCUUGGAUUAUAAGAUUUCCUAUUAUGAGAUACCUGGCCCAGUAAACAGGACAACAGAGCGUCGUCUUGCUAUCAAUUGUGUUCAGGAUAUAGUUGCUUGCUGGUGUCCACUGGUCAGUGAUGAUGCUUGGCCUUGGGCUCCCAUUUCUCCUGAGAAGGACAGAGCCAAUCUGCUGCUCCUAGGUUAUGCUGAAGGAAGACUAGAGGUCCUGAGUUGUGUCCGCACAGAAUGGGAUCUACUGGAUGUUUGCUUUGGCACCAAACAGCCUUAUCAGGUGUUGACAGUGGAGAACUCCAUCAGUGUAGACAAAGAGCCCAUGGCUGACAGCUGCAUCUAUGAAUGCGUUCGGAACAAAAUCCAAUGUAUAUCAGUAACUAGAAUACCACUAAGAUCAAAGGCCAUUAGCUGCUGCAGGAAUAUUACUGAAGACAAACUAAUUCUGGGCUGUGAAGAUUCUUCAGUAAUUCUGUAUGAAACUCACCGUAGAGUAACUCUCUUAGCCCAGGCUGAACUUUUGCCUUCAUUAAUAAGUUGCCACCCAAGUGGUGCCAUUCUACUAGUUGGCAGCAACCAAGGGGAACUACAGAUUUUUGAUAUGGCUUUAUCCCCUAUUAACAUCCAGCUCUUGGCUGAAGACCGCUCACCCAGGGAGACUCUGCAGUUCAAUAAAUUCUUUGACAUUUCCAGCAGUCUUGUUCAAAUGCAGUGGAUAGCUCCUCAGGUGGUUUCUCAGAAGCCAGAACGUGGGGACAUUUAUGAUCUCCUCUUCCUCAGGUUUGACAGAGGACCUUUGGGUGCACUUUUGUUUAAACUUGGUGUCUUCACACGAGGACAGCUAGGCCUGACAGACAUCAUAUUCCAGUAUAUUCAUUGUGAUGAGAUCUGUGAGGCAAUAAACAUCCUGAGCAGUAUGGACUGGGACACUCUGGGCCACCAGUGCUUUAUCAGCAUGAGUGCCAUUGUAAACCAUCUUCUUAGACAAAAGCUCACUCCAGAGAGAGAAGCACAGCUUGAGGCAAGCCUUGGAACCUUUUAUGCUCCAACAAGACCACUCCUGGAUACAACUAUAUUGGAAUAUAGAGACGAAAUCAGCAAAUAUGCAAGAAGAUUCUUUCAUCACUUGCUCAGGUACCAGAGAUUUGAAAAGGCAUUUCUGUUAGCUGUUGACAUUGGUGCUCGCGACCUGUUUAUGGAUAUCCAUUACUUUGCACUAGAUAAGGGUGAAUUGGCACUAGCUGAAGUGGCAAGAAAAAGAGCUAGUGACAUUGAUGCAGAAUCAAUAACCUCUGGAGUUGAACUCCUGGGGCCUUUGGACAGAGGAGAUAUGCUAAAUGAAGCUUUUGUUGGCCUGUCUUUAGCUUCUCAAGGAGAAGUCACAUUUCCAGAUAACCUUCCUCCCUUUUGUUCAAUCCAGAAACAUAUUAUUCAACAAAGAACACUGAAUGUCUUCUCUAAUAGACAAGUACUUGACAGAAGAAAUGAACUUGAAAAAGACACCUGUGCCGAAUCUUUGAGGACUAAGACCUGUAAUGAAGAAGGAGAAAAGAAAGAAGACUGCAUAGAACAGGAAACCGGAGAUGGUGGUUCUCUCAGAAUGGUUCACUUUGGUUUGGUGUAAACAAUAAAAAAACUUUACUUUUACUUAAAAAAAACAACUUUAUUU
Lontra canadensis (Northern American river otter) is the source of this 2259-nucleotide messenger RNA. It is a transcript of the gene WDPCP, whose product is annotated as WD repeat containing planar cell polarity effector. Gene Ontology annotation, biological process: nervous system development; establishment of protein localization; cilium organization. Lineage: Eukaryota; Metazoa; Chordata; Mammalia; Carnivora; Mustelidae. Bases 13 to 2214 code for a protein of 733 amino acids. The record is from RefSeq and is a predicted model, not a curated record. Gene Ontology annotation, cellular component: axonemal basal plate. The transcript is spliced from 18 exons. Gene Ontology annotation, molecular function: protein binding.